AUGAAUCAUUCUGGAGGUGAAAGUGAUCAUAACAGAAAACUAGUUCAGGUUACCAAGGACAAAAAUGGAAUAGACCUUGUUGUUCUUCGAAACCCUCGAGGAGCUUCAGCAACGGUUAGCUUGCACGGAGGGCAAGUUCUUUCAUGGAAAACCGAUCGCGGCGAAGAGUUAUUGUUCUCUAGUUCUAAGGCAGUCUUUAGUCCUCCCAAACCGGUUCGAGGAGGAAUUCCAAUCUGUUUUCCACAGUUUGGAAACCGUGGAACACUAGAGCAACAUGGAUUUGCAAGGAAUAAGACAUGGGUUAUUGAUCAAAAUCCUCCUCCGCUUUCCGCUGAUUCUAAUGGAAAAGUUUGCAUUGACUUGCUGCUCAAACCAUCUGAAGAUGAUAUGAAGAUAUGGCCACAUAGCUUCGAGUUUCGCCUAAAGGUCUGUUUGACAGUAGACGGUCGUCUGAUCCUGAUUUCACGCAUUAGGAAUAUCAAUGGCAAGCCUUUCAGUUUCUCCUUUGCAUUUCAUACAUAUUUAUCCAUCUCUGAUAUCAGUGAAGUGAGGUUAGAAGGGUUGGAAACUCUUGACUACCUCGACAACUUAUGCCAAAAGGAACGAUUUACAGAACAAGGAGAUUCUUUGACAUUUGAAUCUGAGGUGGAUCGAGUUUAUCUUGAUUCCUGCGAUAUGGUAGCUGUUCUAGAUCACGAAAAGAAGCAAACCUUCGUGAUAAGAAAGGAAGGUCUUCCAGAUGUUGUUGUUUGGAAUCCUUGGGAGAAAAAAUCCAAGUCAAUAGUAGAUUUCGGAGACGAAGAGUACAAGCAAAUGCUCUGCGUAGAUGGCGCAGCGGUUGGAAAUCCGAUAACCUUAAAACCGGGAGAAGAAUGGACCGGCCGCUUGGAGCUCUCGAUUGUCCCUUCUACAUGA
Molecule: messenger RNA, 915 nt
Organism: Vicia faba (fava bean)
Lineage: Eukaryota; Viridiplantae; Streptophyta; Magnoliopsida; Fabales; Fabaceae
Source: the annotation of a GenBank genome assembly